Messenger RNA from Metarhizium brunneum ARSEF 3297, 1920 nucleotides. RefSeq lists its product as uncharacterized. NCBI's taxonomy places the organism in Eukaryota, Fungi, Ascomycota, Sordariomycetes, Hypocreales, Clavicipitaceae. The record is from RefSeq and is a predicted model, not a curated record.
AUGAGUGGUCUCGACCUCCUUGCGAGGUACCUUCGAGAUGGGUUGUUCGAUGAUGCCGACUUUGCGAACUCUUUCGUUCAAGACCAGGAAUCUGACAGCAACUGGGCGUUGCGUCGGUCUUAUAGCGCCCAGGGACACACCAUCAGAGAGCAUUUCAACAUUCAAUUAUUUGACCAGGACGAUAUUCCACUCGUAAAAUGCAGCCUCAAGCUGUUCAUACAAAGCCCUGAUGCUCCUCAGGAUGAUACAAGGGAGAAAAUCUUCAAGCCACGGAGUUGGUUUGGUCCUGACUUAGAUAUCGAAGUGAUUGAACAGCAGGUUGACUCACAACAUCGGCCAACGACAACAACCCUUCUACCGGCCUCAACAUCGACAAAUUCAGUGUCACAAGGUUUAACCGAAGAAUCUGUAUUGCCAUCUACUAUACCAGGACCCGAGCCUGCCCCAAAAACCCUGACCGGGAAAGUGGCCAUCAAAAAGGACCGCAGUCUGGAGCAUCGCAUGCUCACGACAGCCAAGGCUUUCGUCAGAGGCAUACAGAUUCUUGUCAGUAAGCCUCAAGGAAAUCAAGCCAAAAGAUUAAGGACCAUCCGAAAAUGCUUUGACACGUCUGCAAGAAAUGAGCACCCUAUCGAAACUGGCCAGCUCAUGCGUCUGUGGAUGCGAUUGAAGAGUGACAAAACGCCAAUAGACCAAAUAUGCGCCAGAACGACUUCUAAAACUAAGGACUUGGAGCUGAGCGUGGCUUCUAUAAAAAAUGUGGGAAACUAUAUAGCGGGUAUAACGGAACUUGAGAACGCGCGGAAGGCCAGAGACAACGGAUCCAAAUAUCUUUGUGGUCGUGCCCUUGACCGAAUCUUAGAAGCGAUUUCAAGAUUGGUUGAAUACUAUGGGAGUGUGGCGAUUACUGUAUUCACCUUCCUAGAAGUUGGAGGCUUUGGCGUAGCGCGGCUUGGGAAUACUGCCAUUAAAGGCGCGGAUAACGAAAGGUAUUUUUACGAUGGACUUGUCGCCCUGAUUGAUUUGUCAUUGAGGAGGUUCGUUGCUACAGCCAGAGAAACUGAAGCAGAUGCCAUUUCAGAUGCCAUUCCAGUGUUAAACCCAGUAGCCUUUCACUGGUGGUAUGAAGGAGAAAAGGGCCGUUAUGAGGAUCUGUGCCAGAGCUUAAAGCUUCCUGCUUUCGCAAACGCCACUACAAACAUCUACACUGAGAGACUUCCUAGCACGAUACUCGACGAGUUUAGUGCACAAUCGCAACAAGCCAGAAGUCAUGACGGUAGUCAUGAUAACAACAACAAUGUUGACUAUGCUAAUAGCGAGUCUGGGAGCAAUUCGCCAGACAAGUCGACGGAUUUUAUCCUGCACAAUGCCCAGAGGCUUGCGAAGUACAUGUCUUGCAACAAGGAAACGUACCUACAGAGCUUCGAGGGGGAUAAGGAGAAGCAUGGUAUGGCAAAGCUCGCCUCAAGGAUAUUAAAUGGAACAUCAUCGCAAGAAGAGCUCUUGACGGCUCCGACAGACGUGGUGUACAUGAUAGUGGAAAUGUUGCUACUAGACAGCCGGUCAAAGCAAGGGGUCAAGAGAAAGCGAGCCUCUGGAAAUGAACAGGACAAGAGAUCUGAUGGCUCAAGCUUUCAUCAUGACUCGCGGCAGCCAGUGUCGCCAGUUGAUCUGCUUGACCAGAACACCAGCGGCCAGGCUGCACCGCUGACCGGGGGAAUGGAUAUUUCUCAAGGGCUCCCGCCCCUUGAUCCGCAAUUUCCUCCUGGUUUUUUCGAUAUCGAUUUCGAAGGCAUGGAUACGAAUGAUCGUCUUCCGCAAUUCGACUCGCAACUUUCUCUCGAUUGGGCGAACCUCAUGGCUAUGGAUUCCUUUGGAGCGCAAGGUUCCUCCAGUGGUGGCGUCUUCCUGCAAGUCUAG